AUCAACCACCACACCGCCCCCCUGUUCUCAAAAAAAAAAAAACACGCAGCCCCCGUCCCCGGCUCCCCCCUCCCCACCCCCAGCCGGCCCUAGCCGCCGGCCUGCCGGCGAUAGUCCGAGCCCUUGCGCCCACUCCGCCUGCUUUGUCAGACCCAGAGUAAGGAGUCCUUUUGGAGGAGAGCCGGCGAAUAGUCGGAUCGCGCCGCCCUAAAUAAAGAGAGGAGGAGGAGGAUUAGGCGUCCAUCGAUCAAAUAAGGCGGCGCCCGCAAUUGUCACGGGAAGGAACACCAAUCAUCCCAGGUUUUCAUUCUCGGAUCAGCCAUGAAGAACAGAAAGGGUCGCCGCAGCCGCAAUAAGGCAACUUGCAAUGAAGCUGCCACUAGCAACGGAGACAGGUUUAGCACGCUGCCUGACGACAUUCUGCUCAACGUCCUGGAGAGGGUGGAGACGCUCGACGCCCUCAGGACUUGCAUCCUCUCGAAGCGAAUGCUGAAGCUCCCCACCAUGCUCUCGCACAUCGACGUCGACAUUUAUUCCCUCGCUUACUACGGAAGCUUCCGCGACUUGGUCCGGAUCAAUGGCGCCGUGGCUGAUGUAACAGAGAACAUCUUGAGCACGAGGUCCCCCGAAAUCCCUAUCCGCAAGCUCAAGGUCAGAUUCGUCUUGAGGCAUUAUGACUUCCUAUCCAUCGUCAAAUCUUUUGCCCGUGCCAUGGCAACCCAGAAGGUCGAGAAAGCUGAGAUUGAGAUCAUGACAGAGAAGAUUAAGUACCAGUACUGCACUCCUGCUGAUCGCCUCGACUCUGCCAAGAAGUUCAAUACUAUUCUUGACGCUUGUCCGGAUGCAUUUCCUGGCCUCACAAGCCUAUGGCUGCACAAUAUGUCGUUUGGUGAACUGGACAUCCCCAACAUCCUCAGCACAUGCAAGCGCUUGCAGUCUUUUCAUUUAACCUACUGCGACACAGGGACCCGUUCCGUGCUGCAAAUAGAACAUGAUCAACUCAUUGAGCUUGAGAUCGACUAUGGGAAAUUUGAGACAGUUAAGCUCACCUAUCUACCAAAACUGCAACAAGUGAGCUAUAAUAAUUGGUGUUACGAAGAUCAACCGCUGUCUUUUGGUUUUGUCCCCCAGCUUUCAAAGCUAAGCCUCACUAGAACAGCUGUCCGUUCGGACAGGGCUCUCGAAUUAAGUCAGGUCCUUGCUAACUUCCCCUCCAUAAGUGAACUGCAUCUCGAUUUCCAAAGUGAAAAGAUUUGGGUUCUACCAGAAUGCCCGAAACUGCUUGCGCCUGUGCUUGGCAAACUAUGGCUUGUGGAUCUGGACAAUCUUCCUGAAGGAUGUGAUAUUGCUUGGACAAUGUUCAUUCUUCAAGCUGCACCCUUCCUUAAGGAGCUAUGCAUCACAGUAUGGGAUCAUUGGUGCCACAUGGUGACAGACAAGGAGCGUCGGAAGGCAGAGGGGUAUUGUAACAAAUUAAACGUGGAGUGGAAGCCAUCUGUUUCUGGUUUCAGGCAUAUGAAUCUUGCCAAGCUCACCAUCUAUGGCUUCCAACCCGACGAUAACUUCAUGCAGUACAUCAGGUGUGUCCUGGAAGCUGCGGUGAACUUGGAAGAGAUAUCUCUACAUGACAAGAAGGCGUGCAAGCGCUGUAAAGACUUGGAUUCCAAGAACAAAGAUAGUCCGAUAAGAUAUCCACAGAACGACAUGGAGAGGAAGCAUAUUGUAGAAGAAUUGGGAACGGCUUGGCCUGCUGUGGUUCACUUCCGGUCCUAGAUAAAUGAAAAUGAGAUGCAUUGUAAUAUCAUUCUAUGUAAGGGUUGUCCUACUCCACUUCACCUAAAUAUGGAGUUAAGAGGUGUUUGGGGCAAGUUUGUGUAGUGGAGCUGUCCCAAACACGCCGUAGUUGGAAGGAGUUCCUGAACUCCAUAACUCAAUAGUUACUGUGUGUGUGUGUGUGUACACUUCUGUUUCCCCUUCAAUUGCCAUGUUUUGAGUAUUUUGAUAUUUCUGAUGCUCCCUUUAGUAAGUUUUUAUCCCCUUCAA
Molecule: messenger RNA, 2043 nt
Organism: Brachypodium distachyon (stiff brome)
Lineage: Eukaryota; Viridiplantae; Streptophyta; Magnoliopsida; Poales; Poaceae
Product: putative F-box/LRR-repeat protein At5g02700
Exons: 4
Coding region: 322-1773 (483 amino acids)
Molecular function (GO): protein binding
Source: RefSeq, a predicted model, not a curated record